Prunus armeniaca (apricot) is the source of this 2328-nucleotide messenger RNA. The record is from the annotation of a GenBank genome assembly. NCBI's taxonomy places the organism in Eukaryota, Viridiplantae, Streptophyta, Magnoliopsida, Rosales, Rosaceae.
AUGGUUGGACGUGCUAGAGGUCGUGGACAAGGGAACCAAGCCCAACACACAGAGAUGGCUGAGAUGCGGCGUAUGAUGGAAGACUUGUCGAGAGCGGUGCAAGCCCUCCAACGACAGGAACGCGCGGAUGCCUAUAUGGAGAUUCCGGAACGCAACCGCGGACCCUUACACAUACCGGAAGGUGGUGGUGAGGAUGAAUAUGAAGACGAAACGGACGUCGACAACCUUUUUCAUGAAGCUGGAAACCAUGGUGGUGGUCAUCGAGGUGGAUUGGAAGAGCGGUUGGUUCGUGCGUUGGAUUUGAAUGGUGGAGGAAUUAAAAUUGAAGUUGUUGAUUUCUAUGGAAAGAUGCAUGUUGAAGAUUAUUUGGAUUGGGAGGCAAGUCUAGAGAAUUAUUUUGAAUGGAAGCCUAUGGCAGAAGAUCGCAAGGUGUUGUUUGUAAAGCUUAAAUUGAAGAGUACCGCGCUUCAAUGGUGGAAGAGAGUUGAAGAGCAGCGUGCUCGGCAGGGGAAGCAGAAGAUCAACACAUGGGAUCGUAUGAAAUCCAAGUUACGAAAGCAGUUUUUACCUGCUGAUUAUACCAUGGAGUUAUAUGAGCAGUUUCAUAACUUAAAGCAACGAGACAUGUCUGUUGAAGAAUAUACAUCAGAGUUUAAUAAUCUCUCAAUUCGAGUUGGUUUGAAUGAGACUAAUGAACAGAUGACAUCUCGUUAUCUUUCUGGUUUGAAUCAGACAAUUCGAGAUGAGAUGGGGGUGGUUCGUUUGUUCAACCUUGAAGAUGCUCGACAAUAUGCUUUAAUGGCAGAGCGAAGACUACCGCGUCGUGGUGGAAAGAGAGCAGUUUCCAACCACCCAGACACGGGUUCGCAAAGCGAUGAAAAAGCCAAUCCAAGUACCCGAAUAGGUGGUAGGAACUCGGGUGCUAAUAAGAGUGAAAAGGGGAAGGAAACAACACAAUUUCAUCCUCCAAACGGCGCUAAUGUCAAGAAUUCCAAGGCUGGAAGUACUUCACAAGCUCGAUGUUUCAAUUGCGGAGAGGCGGGGCAUAAAUCUUACGCUUGUCCACAAAGAAGAAUAAAUUUGGUAGGUGAUAAGAUCAACUUUCCAGAGCCAUCGUAUGAUGUUUAUGGCAACGAAGAGGAAGUUAUUGAUCUCUUACCAGUUGAAGGAGAAUGUUUGUUGGUAAGACGAGUGAUGACAACUCCCAAAGUUGAGGAAGAGGAUUGGCGUCGACAUAAUAUAUUCCGAACACGAGUCCUUUGUGGGAAAAAGGUGUGCAACGUGAUUUUUGAUGGAGGAAGUAGUGAAAACAUUAUUUCAAAGGAGGCGGUAGAAAAAUUGAAGUUACCAAUUGAGAAGCAUCCUAAUCCCAACAAGGUUGCAUGGUUUCGAAAGGGAAGCGAAGUACCAAUCACUUCAAGGUGUUUGGUUAAAUUUACUAUUGGUAAUACCAUUGAGGAUGAAGCUUGGUGUGAUGUUGUUCCCACAGACGCAUGUCAUAUCUUAUUGGGAAGACCAUGGUUGUUUGACAAAGACAUGAUGCAUUCUACUAAAGCUAACACCUAUUCAUUCUAUAAGGAUGGGAGAAAGUGGACUUUGCAGUCGCUUGAAGAAGGACUCUGCCAUGAGUUUGACAUUGAGAGCAAGAAGGUGGCGUCUGUGUAUCCACUUGUUACUAAGAAGGAUGUUGAGGGAGCUUCGAAUAAAUUAGAAGAUGACAAUAUCCUAAAUUUAGAAAACCCUCCCGUGUUUGACUAUUGUUUGGAAGAAGAUUGUGAAGUUUGUUUGGGAAUUGAGAAAGCUUUUGACAAGGUAUUUGAUGAGAGUAAACAAGCUGAAUCUAGUGUAAUCUUGAAGGCAGUGAAUCACGAAGAAGCUGGGUUUGAACUUUUGAAGCAACACAAUCAACCCACAUUUGAAGGAAAGGAGAUUCAAGAAAUUCUUGGGGGAAUUGUUGGAGAUGAGAUGAAUUCCUUCAAAGGUGAUACUUAUGAGUAUGCUGAUUUUCUUGGGGUUGAUUCUUUUAAUUUGCAAACUACCAAGAACGUCAUUGACCUUGUUAGACUACGGGUUUUUGGCGUGAAGAGUUUUUGGACUGAGAGUUUGGCUGCAGAAGAUAUCUGGUACUGUUCCAGAAGGAUCAAAUAUUCUAAAUAUCUAUUUCUUUGGUGUGGGAAGGUUCAAUAUCAAAGCCAAAGUUCUAUGGACAACUUAUCUAAGAGGAGGUUAUGUCUAGGCGGUUUUCACCAAACGAUUGGAAUUCGAGGAAGAAUUCUUCCCAACCCGGUGGAGUUGAUGCAGGAGCAUCUAUUAGACUUCCUAAUCUAA